CCAGCUUUACUUGAACACUUUUUUUACUGAUAAGAAGCCCAGGCAAUGCAGUUUCCUUCUUUUUCGGUGCUUUCAAUCCACAACAGAGCAGGAGAAUGUCAAAUACGCACAAGCUGGACUUGCUCAUUGCCGAGUGUCAAGAAGGAACAGCUCGGUUGAGUUUGGACAGGACCGACGCUAGCAACACCGCCAGAGCUCCAACCAUGCACCAUAGCGCUCUGAAUAGGGGUAGCGAAAGAGAUCGACGAAACUUCCUACCAUCUCUAGAUUCUGGAAUUCGGGGUCAGCCUGCACCUUUGCCCAAACUAGCAGGUCUUAUAUGGAUGUUGGUGCGGCUGGCUGCAGGCGCCUCCGGGAAAUCAGCAACAAGGAAUUUACGAGAUGAAAAGGAAGCCUCACGAAAGAGUCGUGCGGAUGCUAUUGGAAUCAAAGCUAUAAAACAUCUUCUCAUCUCAACACGAGCGACUCUCCCUCAACUCGUUAUCGCCCUCAUUUACCUCUCCCGUCUCCGUCGAUCCCGCUCUCGGUCAGCAUGGCGACGUCCUCUUCCCUUCCUCUUUGUUACCUGCCUUCAACUGGCAUCAGACGCAGCCCACCGGCAUGCGUCCUCAUCUACCUCAACUAAUCUGCCGCUCGAUCUCUCGGUAUCUGACAAGGAAUUUGGCGGAGCAUGCAAGCGGGUCAAAGAAGUGGCCAUGUUUUGGAGGAAGCGGGUGAUCCUCAAAGAGGGUGGAACACUUCCAUAGACCUCUGAUUGACAGGUCAUGCUUGUACAAGUUUGUUUUAUACUUUUUGUAGUGGUAUUAGUGGUUUGGAGCUGUUACAUGUUGGACCAGUUAGCCGUUAGAGACUAUUACCCUUGGAAAAAAUAACAUAGAUACGCUCGAAGGGAAUUGGGAGAGUGUAUUGAGACUCA
Molecule: messenger RNA, 916 nt
Organism: Spizellomyces punctatus DAOM BR117
Lineage: Eukaryota; Fungi; Chytridiomycota; Chytridiomycetes; Spizellomycetales; Spizellomycetaceae
Exons: 1
Coding region: 96-746 (216 amino acids)
Source: RefSeq, a predicted model, not a curated record